AUGCGUAAAGUGGUUGCUGUUGAUGCAACAUUUCUGACGAGCCAAUAUAAGAGAGCAUUGAUUGUGGCAACCGCCCAAGAUGGUGAUCAUCACCAAUAUCCUUUAGUGUGGGGAGUGAUAGAUAGAGAGAAUGAUGCUUCAUGGUUGUGGUUUAUGACAAGAUUAAGCGAAGUAAUACCGGAUGAUCCUGAUGUAGUUGUGCUAUCUGAUCGACAUAAAAGCAUAAUCAAAGCUACGAGAGAAGUAUACAAGCAAGCGCAACACGACUUUUGUGUGAGGCACAUAGCGCAGAAUUUAAAAGUGCACGUUAAUAGAGGCAGUAGAAGAAAGAGUUCAAAUGUGGUCGAGUACAUGCAAAAGGAAGAACUUGCACCUGAGAAUUGGGCAAGGUGUAAAUUUAAGAGUGAAAGGUACAACAUGUUAACAACCAAUGGGGCCGAAUCGAUCAACUCCGUACUGAAGAAGGCAAAAAAGUAUCCAUUGCUAAGUCUACUUGAUAUUUGUCUCGGAAAGACAGUUGAAUGGUUUAACAAGCACAUGUUAGAAGCAGGUAGUUCUGAUGAAUCUCAAAAGUUAACACCAUUUGUUUACAAAGAGCUACAUGAACGUUACGAGAAGGCAUGUACAUUUGACGUUCAAGAACUGAACGGUGUUACUGGCGAGUUUGAGGUGAGGGAUGAAAAAGGUAGAAGACACUUGGUUAAUCUUGGAGAAAGAACAUGUGGUUGCAAAAUGUUUGAUGUGGAUAGGUAUCCUUGUAGUCAUGCAAUUGCAGCAGCACAUAUGAUCGGAAAAGGCGAUAUGAUAUACGAACUUUGUUCUGAAUACUACAGGCGAGAUACAUGGCGUAUGGCUUACCAAGAGACUGUGUACCCGGUUCCUGAUUGUUGUGAUUGGAAAUUGCCAUCUUCCAUUGCAGAUGUAGUGGUAUUGCCGCCUAUAGUGGAAGAAAAACGGGCAAGUGGAAGGCCUAAACAAAACCGAUUUCCUGGACCUGACUAA
Tarenaya hassleriana is the source of this 1002-nucleotide messenger RNA. RefSeq lists its product as uncharacterized. Gene Ontology annotation, molecular function: zinc ion binding. NCBI's taxonomy places the organism in Eukaryota, Viridiplantae, Streptophyta, Magnoliopsida, Brassicales, Cleomaceae. The record is from RefSeq and is a predicted model, not a curated record. The coding region runs from base 1 to 1002 and encodes 333 amino acids. The transcript has 3 exons.